AUGUACAUUCAUAAUUCACUACUCAUAAGGUUGCUGAAAAUUCUUCGACAGUCCACGACCGGUUUCGUCUUUCUUAGGGCCCAUCAGGCAACUGCUGAAUGUGCUGCACCAGGCCGUCUCAUGUUUCAGCCGCUACGAUAUUCGAGAUAUCGUGAUACAUUGUCAAUCGGGAAUGUGUACAACAGUGGUUCGAAAAGAACCCUGAGUAUUCGUAAUGCACUACUCAUAAGGUUGCUGAAAAUUCGUCGACAGCCCACGAUCAGUUUUGCCCUUCUUGGGGCUCACCGGGUAGGCGCAGUCCUCGAGUUUACCGCAACCUUGUAUUCUACCGAAACCGAUCGAAACAGGUCGUGGGCUGUCGACGAAUUUUCAGCAACCCUAUGA
Opisthorchis viverrini is the source of this 384-nucleotide messenger RNA. RefSeq lists its product as hypothetical. The record is from RefSeq and is a predicted model, not a curated record. Lineage: Eukaryota; Metazoa; Platyhelminthes; Trematoda; Opisthorchiida; Opisthorchiidae. The transcript has 3 exons. Bases 1 to 384 code for a protein of 127 amino acids.